AAAUAUAUUAGAUUUUUUUUUUCUAUAAUUUCUUAUUUAUCGCUCAAUGAUAAUUGAUUAAUGUACAAAAUCUUCCAUUCUUCUAUAGAAGCUUGAGUUUCUCUGACCUCUCACUCUCUCUCUCUCUCCUCUUUCUCUGCUGUGAAGAUGCUUCUGAGGAGCUGCUCCGCCUCCAUUUCAAACUUGAAGACUCAGUGUUCCAAAGAAUUGCGACCCAGCUCGGAGGCUGCGGGAGACCUGUUUGUUAAGCUACCAAGAACCAGAUCCCUCCCUCAAACGAUGUCGUUGUCGUGCCCCCUGGACCACCCCGGGAAGAGGAAGAAGACGACGACCCAUAUGCACAGCAAGCUUCCGCACGCGCGCGUCACGGUCGAAGAACGCGGAGUUGGUGCCGCACAGGGGCUGCCAUCGAGCUCAGGAUUGAGGGUGGGUCGCGCUGCGGCGGAAAGGAGGGACAUUGAUCAUGGGGUCGCGAGUCCGGGUGUAGUCGGCGGUGGCGGCAGGAGGGUCGGCGGAGGCGGUGGUGGCGGAGGAGGAGCGAGUGGUGGCGGAGGCGGUUUCUAUGAUCCUAAUGGUGGGAAUGGGAAUACGGAUGCUUAUUACCAGAGAAUGAUCGAGGCAAACCCAGGGGAUGCUCUGUUGCUCGGCAACUACGCCAGAUUCCUAAAAGAGGUUCGGGGGGAGUUGGGUAAAGCAGAGGAGUAUUGUGAAAGGGCAAUUUUGGCGGGGGGAAGUGAUGGGGAUGUUCUGUCGCUGUAUGCUGAGAUUAUAUGGGAAACGCAGAUGGACGCUCCUCGUGCGCAAAGCUAUUUCCAUCGAGCUAUCAAUACUGCACCUCGCGAUUGUUACGUUCUAGGUUCGUAUGCUCGAUUUCUUUGGGACGCAGAAGAGGAAGAGGAAGUGGAAGUGGAAGAGAAGAAGAAUGGGAAUGCAUCAGCGUCGCCAUCGCUGCCUAAUUUCUUAGGGGGGUCUGCUUAUCAUCAGCGACGCGUAGCUACAGCCUCUUAAUCUAGCUUGAUGUAUAAAAGUUGCCUGUGAAUGUAUGCUAGCAGCUGCGGAAGAAGAAGAAGAAGAAGAAGAUGAAGAUGAAGAUGAAGAUGAUGAUGACGACGAUAAGGAAGAGGAGGAGGUAGAGAAUUAACAAGCAUGGAAGUACAUCAAUGCAGCUUCUUGGAGUUGGAGGGGAUCUGCUUAUCAGCGGCCGCUACCUGGAGCUAGUUUGAUAUAUAGUCUCCUGUAAAUUUGAUAUAGAAGUAUGGCAUAGCAGAUUGUUCUUCUCCAA
Molecule: messenger RNA, 1282 nt
Organism: Malania oleifera
Lineage: Eukaryota; Viridiplantae; Streptophyta; Magnoliopsida; Santalales; Ximeniaceae
Exons: 3
Coding region: 148-1008 (286 amino acids)
Molecular function (GO): protein binding
Source: RefSeq, a predicted model, not a curated record